Dujonia railenensis is the source of this 1287-nucleotide messenger RNA. The record is from the annotation of a GenBank genome assembly. NCBI's taxonomy places the organism in Eukaryota, Fungi, Ascomycota, Pichiomycetes, Serinales, Debaryomycetaceae.
AUGGAUUUUGAUGAUAUUCCUGACUUGGUGGAGGAGCUUCCCGAAAAUUUCGAAUCUGUUACGAAAAAGAGAGACCAGCCCGUAGAAGCCGUGGGGCCGGCUGGAGUAGAUGGAGAUGAUGUCAGCAAAGAAGCUCGAUCUACUGAGCAACCUGCUGAGCAACCAGCUCACACUGACAAGAUACCCAUAACUAUAAUCACAGGGUACCUUGGAUCAGGAAAGUCUACGUUGCUAGAACAAAUCGGCAAAAAGUCUACCAAAAGACUUGCCAUCAUUCUAAAUGAGUUUGGUGAUUCGUCAGCAAUAGAGAAGGCAGUGACCAUAAAAGAUACCCAGUCGCAAGAGGCGGUCCAGGAGUGGCUAGAUUUGGGUAACGGGUGUCUCUGUUGCACUGUGAAGGACAACGGAGUCACUGCCAUCGAACAGCUUGUAGAGAAAUCCAAAGGCAAGAUUGACUACAUCCUUUUGGAGACUACCGGCGUGGCUGACCCGGCUCCCAUUGCGAAGAUGUUUUGGUUGGAUGAAGCCCUAGCAUCCAGCGUAUACAUUGAUGGUGUUGUGACAGUUGUAGAUGCUUCGAACAUCGUGAAGUGUCUCGAUGACAUAGGAGGUCACUGGCACAGGCAGAACAACCACUUGCUUACGUCGCAGUCUAUAAACGUAGAGGAUUUGACGGAGGAAGAGUUGGAACUAGAGCAAAGGAGACUAUCAGAGGGCAUUUCCACUGCCCACUUACAAAUAGCUCUUGCAGACACCAUUUUAAUCAACAAGAUCGAUACUAUCAAGACAGAUAGCGGCAAAGAGCUAGAAGAAAUCACUAGUAGAAUCAGAUCUAUAAACCAACAAUCUCCCAUACAUACAACCUCCUUUGGAGACAUCCAGUUGGAGAAUAUCUUAGAUUUGCAUUCAUUUGAGAGCAAUCUAGACAAAUUCAAGGGCUCUUUAAACUACAAGUCCGACCAGACUUUCCAUGACGGGAGAAUUGGAACCGUAACAUUGACCACUCCGUUCUUCCACAACCUGGAUGGGUUUGCGCAAGUGGAAUCCUUCCUCAGGCAGGUGUUGUGGGAGAAUGAGGCCAAUGGAGAAGCCAUAGAGAUACACAGAGUGAAGGGUGUAUUGGUCUAUGACAACGAUGUGAGAGUCAUACAGGGUGUUAGAGAUACCUAUGACAUCAUCGAAGGAGGACAGUUGGUAGAAGGUAUCACAGAGAACAAGAUUGUACUCAUAGGAAAGAACUUGAGCCUUGAUAACUUAACCAAAGAACUCGAAAAGCAUUUGCAUUGA